AUGAGUGAUUGUCGGAGUUUUGGCAGCAACAUUUAUCCAUCUAGCCAAUCAAGGAAAGUCUCUAUAGGAGUAAUGGCAGAAUCAAGAGCCAGCACAAAAUGUGAAACUGCAAAAGGGGACAGGGCUAUUACUGUAAAUAAGGAAAGUGCAAUCUCCAACGUUGGAAAUUUUGCUGUGGGAACAGAAAGGGUUGAAGGAGUAACAGCUUCAGCUUCUUUCGAUAUAAAGCAAACUAUAGUACCUGAAGCUGUAAAGCAUUCUUUCAUAUCCAAAUCCUUUUACCAUAGAAAACCUACCUCUGAAGCCAUCAUUCAAGUCAAUCAAGCCUCUACUGUACUUCCCCCUCACGGAAAACAGGAUAUGGAUGAUGGAGUAGAGAGUGUAUCCAAGAAAAUCUCAGCCCAGCUUUUCUCAAAUCUGAAUUCAACUGUUCCUUCUAGCAAUUGCAAUCAGAACAAGUUUGAUAGGGAUACAGGCAGAAAGAAGGGAAAGAAGGAUGGAACAGUCGAAACGGUAGAGGAAUUUACAUUCACCACGGGACGGGAAGUCUUGGAGACUGAUAAAGACAAGCCUGAAGACAAAUUGGAUAGAACAGGAAACAGAACUGAAGAUUUGAGGAUGAAACUUUGCCAAAUAUUGGGGACUGCUUCUUCACCUAAGAAUCAGACUCAGCAUUCAGGUUCUCAUACUCGUAGUAAAGAUGAGGAAAGAUUGCCACUUGAGCAGCCUAUGAACCAGAGGGAUAAUAAAUUUUUGAAGACCAGAGAGAAUUCAGAUACCAUAGAAACUGAUUCAGAAAAACCUGAUUAUACUCGGAAGAGACCAGUAACUCGUUCACAGAGAAAAAGGAGAGCACCUUCCAAAAAGCAACCUGGAAAAGGUAAAAGUUGUCCCUCUUCAAAAGAAAAAGAGAAUCAUCAAGAAAAAGGUAUAUUCUCUAUUAGAGAAAACUGGAAUGGGAUGCAUGAUGCUCUUACAAAGGACACUUCCUCAAUGUCUACAAAGAAAAAGAGUCAGGGAAAGAAUUCCAGAAGUGAGCCACAGAAGUUCUGCUUUUCUAAACAUGAUACCAUGAAGAAACUUUACAAAGACACUUCAAAGAAUGAUCAAUCGCAGCAUGUGGUUGAAACAUUUUUACCUAAGGAUAAAAUGGGAGGAUCUAAGGAUUGCUUACCUGAUCAUGGGAUAACAUCCCCUCAUUCAGAGAAAAUAAACCAAGAAAAAAAAAUUUACAAUCCACCAACACCAAAUGAUACAGAUCAGGAUGAAGAACUUGAGGUUUCGGCAAACGGAAACAAACAAGAAUACGGAAGUAAUCCAGUUGAACAGAAUGUUACCAAGUCUCAAGAUAAUUUUCAAAGUCCCACAUUUCAACUUAACACACCUAAUUUAGAUUCUUCUCCAAGCACAUUACAGAAGACAGACCAAAAGUUAAAUGACGGUAGCACUCCAGCAUCAUCUGAAAGAAGAUUUUCUCUCGGAGCCAGUCAGUAUCUAAGGGCCUUCCAAACUUUGGAGCCAGACUUCGAUGGGCUAAGGGAACAAAAGCAAUCUUCUGAUGUGGAGGAGCUCAGGCAUUUUAUCUCCAGAAAACACAUUUUUGUUAAUGAGAAAGAAGAGCAGGAUGGCACAUCUGAUUCAUCAUCUGAAGAAAAGAAUUUCUCUGGAAGUGAAGAAGGUUCAAGAGAAAGGCAUACUGCUGAGGGGAACACUUUUAUGCUUCAUCCAAUCAAAAGGUUGCGGAAGCAUGAAGGCGUUAAAUUUAACCAUAGUAGCCCAACUUCACUCUCUGCAAAAGGGACAGAAGAAAUUCAUUGGAUUGAUGAGGCACCCACGCAGAAUCAAGAUGAAUUUGCUAGGGCUGUUGGAUUGUUUGCGAUGGAAUUGAGCAAACUUAAGAGCAAACUUAGGUCAAUGGCAUGCCAUAAAUCCUCAGAAAUUUUGAAGUCUGUAUCUGAAGAGAUAGAUCUACAGCUGCAGAAUGUUCAUUCCCACAUCCAAACAGAAAUGGGGAAGCUUACAAAUCUCAGUAAAUUCAAGAGAAAACGGAUAGAAGCAAAAUUUGAAGACCAGCAAAAACAGUUGAGGUUGAUAUGUGAUAGAUUCAAGGAAGAGGUUAAUUUGCAUCUACAGGAUUGCAAAAGCACUAUUGAAGAUCUUGAUGCUGAUCAGAUAGAGAUCAAGGGAUCACUGGAGAAACAAAGGGUAGCACAUAAGAAGCUUAUAUCACAAGUUCAAGAAGAAGUAGAUAUCCAACUGAAUGAUGCUCAAAAGAAAAUCACAGCUGCCCAGGAGAUGGCGAGAGGAAAACUGCUACAAUUGAAACGCGUUAUAGCUAUGUGCUUGAAAGAUGGUGUUCUAAAUUGAUGUGAUUUCUUGAUAGCUAGGAAUUUUUCGCAGAAGUAACUGCACAUUGACAUUUCACUUUAUCCUUAGGGCUGGUAUCUCUAGAGAAAUAUAUGUGUACUUAAUAUUAUCUUUUCCCACUCUUUGAGUGGUGGUGGUGUUGGUCGUCAC
Molecule: messenger RNA, 2517 nt
Organism: Arachis duranensis
Lineage: Eukaryota; Viridiplantae; Streptophyta; Magnoliopsida; Fabales; Fabaceae
Product: meiosis-specific protein ASY3
Exons: 9
Coding region: 1-2367 (788 amino acids)
Biological process (GO): meiotic cell cycle
Source: RefSeq, a predicted model, not a curated record